AUGGACAUUGACAUUCUCGAGACGCCUCUACUCUCCGCCCCGCACUGGACCGAAGACGAGGUCGCUUUCGUAUCUGCACUGCUCUCGGACGCUCCAGACGUUUUCAGCGACGAGCAGAGCUCCCCAAGUAAGCUUUCUCCCGAGGAGCGAGCGGCGGCACGACGUGCGAGCCAUCGGGAGACCAUGAGACGGUCCCGACAGAGGUUCAGGGACCAAAUUGCAGCUAUGAUGCGCACAGUGCAAGAGUUGGAAAGUAUCAAGGCCCAAGCUCUCGAGCAGCAGCAGCAACAACGCUCCGACACAGGACUGCAGGACCAAGUGGCGCUCUUGAAGAAGCAGAGGCAGCAGCUUCUGGACGAGAACGACGCUCUCCAUGCUCAACUUGUGGACUCUCUGCUGGCCAUCACGAGAGCGCACCCACAGAACUUUGAACAUGAACAAGUGCAGCGACGAGUAACGGGAGACGUUGCUGGAGAGAAGGAUACGGGAGCAGACUUUUACGUGAUGAACACUGGCAGUGGAGCUGUGGUGAAGAGAGACCCCGUGACGCUGUGUGACUUUGUCACGUGGGACGUUGGCACUAUCGGCCACUGUUUGCAGCUCGUGCGAGAUGCAACAAGUGAAAUUGCCAAGUUCUACUCGGCAAUUUCCCGCGUAAAGCAGGACGAGCCGAGCGGUGAUAUGAUGGGCUGGAGACAGUCGCGAAGGGCACUGGUCAAAGAGGACACGUGCGUGGAGUUCGCAUUCGACAAAACGUUCGCUGGCUACUCGCCCGGCCAAUUGUUUCACAAAACGUGGGCUCUCUUUCGCAACCAGCGACAGUUCGCCAUGCUGCUUGAGCCUGUGCUCCACGCUCUGCAGCUAGAAGUGCUGCACGAAAUCAACGACGACAUUGUCGUGGUGCGUCGCAUGCAACAGGAGUCGAGUCCCGAGGGCGAGAAGCAGACGCCGACCAAAUAUCGCAGCAUCUAUCUGCUGUAUCGCAUGACGUCGCCUGCGGGAUUGUUCGUGGUGCUACAGUCGGUGAACCCGUCGUUCACACGGCGCUGUGGCUGUGCCAAUAACCUCUGGUUCGAGUCGUUCAUGUGGAUGGGCUUUUCAGCUGCUAGCUCGGGUAAGGCUGGCUGCCGCGUGCGUUUUGGUGGCAUGCUCGAUGGCCACUCGCAGGAAUUCGCACGUCGCUGGCAGCGAGAGGUUUUCUUCAUGUUGAUGCGCUGGGAAAGCCACAGUGUCGCUCCAGUUGUGCUGCUACCCCAAUCGUAG
Phytophthora infestans T30-4 is the source of this 1263-nucleotide messenger RNA. RefSeq lists its product as uncharacterized. The record is from RefSeq and is a predicted model, not a curated record. The coding region runs from base 1 to 1263 and encodes 420 amino acids. NCBI's taxonomy places the organism in Eukaryota, Oomycota, Peronosporomycetes, Peronosporales, Peronosporaceae. The transcript is spliced from 2 exons.